Messenger RNA from Rhipicephalus sanguineus (brown dog tick), 2625 nucleotides. RefSeq lists its product as uncharacterized. Gene Ontology annotation, biological process: proteolysis. The transcript has a single exon. The record is from RefSeq and is a predicted model, not a curated record. The coding region runs from base 1 to 2625 and encodes 874 amino acids. NCBI's taxonomy places the organism in Eukaryota, Metazoa, Arthropoda, Arachnida, Ixodida, Ixodidae. Gene Ontology annotation, molecular function: aspartic-type endopeptidase activity.
AUGCGCAAUCAUGUCGCACGGUUUUGCAGAGUCUCCCCGAACCUUACGUGCAACAAGUGCCAACGCCGACACCUAACGGUCCUUUGCGAGCUGUCACGAGCCGUCACCACGACCGCUGCUCCUACACCAACAGUACCGAGCGGCUCGUCCGGCUCUACCUCACCGACGGUAACUACGGCGUCAACCGGCGCUACAGAAGCCAAGUCGGUGCUCCUUCAGACGGGCCGUGUUUGGGCGGAGAACGGACCGCGACAGCUCCUGGUGCGGGUGCUGCUUGACAGCGGCAGCCAGCGUUCUUUCAUCCGCACCGACGUUGCCAAGAGAUUGCAGUGUAAAGUCAUUGGCACGGAAGAGCUGUCAUUGGUAACGUUUGGAAAUUCCAAGCCACGGAAUCAUUUACGUUGUCGACGCGUCUCUGUCACGCUGCGUGGUCGAUUUAGUGGCAGCACCGUCACAUUGGAAGCACUGGAAGUCCCCGAAGUGUGCACCGUGACAAGUCCACCGCUGAACAUUGGAGUGCUCGAGCUGUUGAGCGCCCGGAGGUAUGAUGCUGCGGACAUGUUUGACCCGGAAACUUGGCACACAGAGGACAUCAGCAUAUUAAUUCGCUCGGACGCUUAUUGGAAGGUCGCCACUAGAAAGAUUGAUCGCCUCAACGAGCAACUCACUGCCGUGGAAACGUCGUUCGGGUGGACUGUGCAGGGAAGUAGCUCGCACUACGAAGCUACAGCAACUAGUGCCCUUUUCUUAUCGGCUGGUGGUUCUCAUCAAGAGUGCAAUGAAUCGGCUAUGUGGCGCCUCGACACUAUCGGUAGUGAGAACCGGUCGUCAAGUACUGUAAAAGACGACCCUGACCUCGACAUAUUUGAGCACUGUCUGAGCAAGCAAGCUGGUCGUUACCAAGUGCCCCUGAUGAUGCAGGAGCCUGGCAUUCCUGCCGGUAGAGACAACAGACAGCUUGCAGCACGUCAACUAAAUAUGCAGCUGAACCGAUUCAGGGAGCAACUCGACCUGCUGAAACAGUACGACGAAGCCAUCACUGCUUAUUUCAAGGAUGGUCAUGCCGAACGAGUUGAUCAAGAGCAGAUUCGAGGCCCUAACAUUUAUUACAUGCCGCAUCAUGCUGUGAUCCGCCGCGAUGCAGUGACCACCAAGCUCCGGGUUGUUUUUGACGCGUCGUCACAUGUCGUCGAAAAACCGUGCCUGAAUGACGUUUUAUCGAAAGGGGUGAAGCUUGGUGUUGACAUCGUGCAACUAUUGCUAUCCUUUCGUUGCUACCCAGUGAUUCUUGUGCCAGACAUCAAGAAAGCCUUACUACGCUUUCUAUGGGUUCAGCAACUGCCAACCAAGGAAGAGCCCAGCCCAGCCAUUGUCGCGUGGCGGAUGACUAGGGUCACUUUCGGAGCAGCAUCAAGUUCCUUUCUGCUUGCCGCCACGAUACGCCAUCAUUUAGCGUCGUGUCGGGAAAAAUUUCCUGUGACAGUGGCCCUCCUGGAGAAGGCGUUUUACGUGGAUGACCUCAUCCUUGAGGUGUCCACGGCGGAACAAGCCAUGACUGUAUACCAGGAAACACGCGCCAUAUUCGCUGACGCCUGCAUGGAGUUACGGAAAUGGGCAUCGAACUCCGACCUGCUAAAGCAACAGUUUAUCCAAGAUAACGUGGCCAUUGAGACUGAAGCAGGAGAUGACCAUCUCAUGAAGGUUUCGGGCGUGUCGUGGGAGCGUAAAGGCGAUACCAUCGCGUUGACAGUGUGCAACGCAGCCUUCUUCGCCGCAAACAGACCGGCCACCAAGCGCACGAUCCUUCAAACCGUAGCCAGCGUUUACGAUCCGCUUGUUUAUCUUUCCCCAUUCACCGUGAAAGGGAAGCUAAUGUUCCAAGAGCUGUGGAAGCGGAAACACUCCUGGGAUGACACUCUGCCAAACGAAGUACAAGCUGCAUGGAACGCGUGGUGCGCCGAGUUGCCAGAUGUCCAGGCACAGAUUCCUCGCUACGUGUUUCUGCACGACUGCAGCGUAGAGCUGGCAUUUGAACUGCACAUAUUUACUGAUGCCAGUCCUAAGGCUUAUGGUGCGUGUAUCUACGUUCGGACGCUUUCUGCCGACGGGGCAUGCGUCGCACGAUUGCUUAUCAGCCGAAGUCGCGUCGCUCCGCUCAAGACGAUAUCCCUGUCUCGACUGGAGCUGAUCGCCUGCGUUAGUGGAGCACGGCUAGCGGAGUACGUACGGUCCGUGCCACUUCUCCAGCAGGCAUCCGCUCAUUUUUGGACCGACUCCCUCGUCGCUCUUCACUGGAUCCGAGCAAAAACAAGAAAUCGAGAUCUUUUCAUCAGCAAUCGUGUAGCCGAGAUAUCUAAGCUCACUAAUCCCGACACCUGGGCGUAUUGCAGCAGCGGCGAAAAUCCUGCCGAUCUACUCACCCGUGGCGUGUCUAAAAAGGCGUUUUUGGAGUCGGAUAAAUGGUGGCACGGUCCCACUUGGAUCUCAACGCCAGGACCGAUUCCCAGUUUCAAGCUGGAUGACCUUCCGAACAACAGAGACAUGGAGCCUCUUACAGCGCUUCGUCCACAACGCUUCGAGAAGGAGCCCUCCCCGCAGUGGAACGCUCACGACUUUAGCACUUGA